Penicillium angulare is the source of this 1629-nucleotide messenger RNA. RefSeq lists its product as uncharacterized. Bases 1 to 1629 code for a protein of 542 amino acids. Lineage: Eukaryota; Fungi; Ascomycota; Eurotiomycetes; Eurotiales; Aspergillaceae. The transcript has 2 exons. The record is from RefSeq and is a predicted model, not a curated record.
AUGGAGGAAAGGUCCUCGCAAAUUUGCUCCAAAGUCAAGGCUAGGCUAUGCGUUUCUACUGGUCGGACUUGCGAUGGCUAUACUGAGAAGGCCGAUAUUGUUCAACAAAAACGACCGUACAAGAUAAUCUCCCCCAGAGGAGACAAAUCCACCAGUUACCACCAGUGUGCGACGACCAGUGCGGACGACGCCGGACGAUGGCACUCCCAACGCCAUGAGCUCGUUUGGCCGAAUUUAGGAUCUCUCAUGGUUUUGCCAAUGACAGGUUCGGCACAUGCAGAAGCAAUGUACUUUUUCGAGUGUGUUUCAAUCAAGCAUCUGAAUGAAUACCGCCCUUGCGAAUCAUGGCGGAGAAACCUUAUGCUUUUCGCCCAAACAGUACCGUCGGUGCGACAUGCUGCCAUUGCCCUGGCCAUGAUGCACUGCAAGUACCUGGAUCGUUCUACUAUACAUCCGACCCAUCAGCUGUCUUUAUCGAAAGGCCAAUCAGUGGAUAAGGCUCCGUUGGUUCAUUAUAACCGUGCGAUUCAGCUUUUGCUGGAGCUUGACAAUGAUGACAGCGCUGAAACAACAGCAGUCACGCUGUUAGUCUGUUAUCUCUUCACUUGUUUUGAUCAUCUGGCUGGAGACGAUGCGCAAGCAUUCAAGCACCUGAGUGGGGGCCUGGCUCUAUCGCAAAACACUGAAAACGCUACAUUCAACAACCAUACCUAUGAUUACACUCGAACCUCCGGGGUCCAGGGUAUUAUCCGCGAGGCCACAUACCAGAUUCGCCGCCUUGACAUGCAGGCGGGCAUGUUUCUUGUCGACUGGAGUCCAGCUGAAAUUCAAAAUACAUCGAUGACCCCACUUGGGCUCUUCGACAGUAUAUUUCAGUCCCUCGACGAAGCUGCCGACCACCUCCAGAUUCUCCUCACUCGGGUAAUGAGACUGCGCAGCACAGAACGACAACUGUCACCGACGGGUACAAUACCACCGCUCCCUUCUUCACUAGAAGGCACCACUCUGAAUGAUUUAGAAUGCUGGUCGAUUCGCUUUGAAAGAAUCUUGCAACAAUAUAACGCCUCACGGUCAAUCUCUGAGACCUACCCUCUCGUGUCCCUAUUACGCCUGCAACAUACCGUCGCAUGUAUCAUUCUCAGUGGUGGCGGAACUGGUGAUGAAACAAGCUACGACAAAUUCUUGCCCCAAUUCAAGCAAUGCAUCGCAUUCGCAACCGAAGUAGCAGCAGCACACGAGCAAUAUUCCGGCUCAACUAAAUUGACCUUCACGCCUGAAAUUGGACUUCUUCCUGUUCUCUACAUAAUUGGAGCAAAAUGCCGAGAUCCUAUUGUUCGUCGUGCAACUUUGAGCAUUUUGCGACGGCAAUUUAUACGGGAGGCGUCUUGGGAUAGCGUCUCUACAGCCAUGGUUAUUGCGCGGGUAAUCGAAAUUGAAGAGGGCGUGAAUGAAAGGGAGGCAAUGAUACAGUGCAUGGAACAGGUCCCUGCAUGGCGAAGGAUUGAGGCAUUGUCCUUUUUGAAAGUCAUGGGAGGAGAGUCUGCGGGUAGCUUGGAUAUUACCUACACGUUUUGCGCGCAGGAUGCAAUAUACACAGAGUCUCUUGUGAUAUAUUGCAGGAAUAGAUAA